AUGCUAAACCCACUGCCUGCUCUCCUGAGCAUGAUGCUCUUCCUCGGAAUCCUAUCCAACGCCUUGCCAACUCCCGUCAGCGGCGUCCCCGGAACCACCACCACCACGGCCAUGGUCAAGCUCAAUUCCACCAGCAUCACGAUCAUAACCACUAACACAACUCGCGCCAUUACCACUACUACGGCCAAGGCCACAACCACUCCAUCCAACACUCGAACCCUGUCCUACCCGGAUCCAUCUGCUUGCACAUUUAUCCUACCAGAACUACCAUCGCCCAUCACUCCUACAAAGCCCGUCUCUGCCACCAUAACCAAGAACAAACCUACAUCCACCACACGACCAAGACUAUCAUUCCUUACAGCGCUACCCAAGGAGAAAACGAUCACCGGCGGCGAAGGCUAUCCAGGCGAGGAGAUAAAAGUCGUUGACCCUGCCACGAAAAAAAAGGCGAUGGAGGCUUUGAGGGCCAAGGUUGCGGAGUGCGAGAAGGAGUGCUUGACCACUGACCCCGAUGUCUGUCUCAAGGGCUUUAACGGACGGAACUAUCGGAUGAACUCCUGCAGGUUGAGGGUGACGCCUUGUUCGAGGUCUAAUGUGACAUACGAGAUCAUCGAUAUAUCAGAGUGCCCCGACCGGGAGCCGCAGAGGGCCGAAGAGUAA
Messenger RNA from Linnemannia hyalina, 660 nucleotides. Lineage: Eukaryota; Fungi; Mortierellomycota; Mortierellomycetes; Mortierellales; Mortierellaceae. The record is from the annotation of a GenBank genome assembly.